AUGGAUUACAAAAUUAAAAUUAAAACAACUUCGGAGAUUUUAGAUUUGUUUAAAAAAAUCAAAAAUUCAAAAGUUGAUAUACCUACUCAUAUCAGUGAAUGUUUUUCUGUGGAAUUGUUGGAUGUUGAAGCCUUUAAAUGGUUUAGUGAACAUCUGAAAAAAAUCAAUGGUCCACCUUUACACACAUUAAUCACUGGAGAUAGUAUAGUUUUACCAAGUCCACCAAUUGUUGAGCCAAGUCCAGAGUAUAAAGAAAAAAUAAGAAAGUUAGAGCAGCGUUUGAAGAACAAGGAAUACGAUAUUAUGACAAAAAAUGUAGAUUUCCGCAGAGUUAGGCUGCCUGAAGAUACAAUCUCUUAUCAAAGUAAAUACAUUUUGUAUUUUUAAUGAAUUAAAGAUAUUUGCCUUUCAUGCUUACUUUAACGUUUGCAACAUACUUGUACAACUGUUUUCACUGUCAGGGCUAGAGAUAGUGAGACCGCCAAUCUUAAAAAUUUAGACGGCUGAGUCCACUAUUCACGAUAAUUUAAUAUUGUAAAUUGGCAAAACUAAUAAUGUCUUUGUUUAUUUUAUUAUUGUCAAAUUAAUAAAUUAAUCUAUUAAAUGACAUAAUAAUGGGUACAACAGUUUUUGAAGGUAGCAAAUUUGGUAUUGAGAGUUAGAAAAUGUCCACUUCUCCAUUAAUUUUUCCAUGUUCAAUUUUGUUUAGUGUUAUAACUAGAGUGUAGAAUUAUACUCUAUUCCAAAUAAGUCUGGAAAAAGUUGCACAGGUAGGUGCGCUGUCAUUGGCAACAGUUAUCGACAUUUGUCGUGAUUGGUCGACAUCCAGAGCUCACCGCCGUGUGUAAAGACAAUUAUAAUAAUAAUGAUUUGAGCAUAAUAUUUAUAAUAUGCACGUGGAGUAGAACGUUGUACGCAGCUCGUAUGUACGCGGAGUGUUGUGAAAAUUUGAUCAGGUUGUAUACAACCAUACAUUUUUCCAGACUUAUUUGGAAUAGAGUAUACAAAAUAUGUCCACAAUUUAUAGUAUUGAAGCUGGGUUACAUAAAAACCUAUCUGGAUACAUAUUACUGGCAUCUCUAAAAUUAUUAUGGCAUUUAACAUUCCAUGUGUUACUCAUUAGAUUCAAUAAUGAAUCGGAUCAAAAAUCCAAUAUAUUUCUAUAUUCUUAGAAAGUUAUAUACACCUUUUACCUUUUGAUGCAUCCGAUGGACAACUUAUUAAUAUGGCUAGGAGUGAGGCAAUUGAAUGGAUAGGGUUUAUUAUUAAUAAUUAAUCUGGUGGCCCAUCUGAUUGAAAACUAGAUGAAGAACACACAGAUUGUUGCAUAAAAGUAUUGGUACAUUGUAUAUAGUUCCAGAUAAAUUAAACCACAUAUAUUUGAUAACUAUGACUCCUUUGCUCCUUCGUAGUGUCGAUAGCAUGAUAUGUACUUCCAUAAGAUUAUCAGCAUCACUUCAAGAUGAUGAUAAUGACAACAAAUCUAUAAUAUGCAAAGCGGUUUAAAAUAGUCAAAUUUAAAAACACACUCAGUAAAUUUUGUAAUUAAAGUUCCUAUUAGUAAUAGCUCACAGAUCUAUAAAUACUAUAGUGUUGUACUGUUGUAACAACAUCCAAUGUUCUUAGAUCAGAUUUAAUUUUUGGGAAUAUAUAUUUAGCAAUAGCUAUUUAACUAUUUGAUUAACACUUUUGGACAAGUUAAACAAAUUAAAUAAUAAUUUAAAUAAAUGUUUUUAAUUUCAAAAAUAAAAGUUUGUAAUGUAUUUCGAUAAGUAUUUGGUGACUCCAUACCUAUAGUAUAUUCAAAACAAAUUUAGUAUUUACACAUAAAUUAGUGAAUUUGCAUUAAAUGUUUGUAUUUAUGUUUUUAGUUAAGCAGAUCAAUAGACAGUUGAUAGCAGUUCUUCAAUUUGUGAUUUCAACUGCUGCUGGUUUUCUAUUUGGAUUUUUGGGUAUUGAGUUGAUGCUUAGCACCACCUUUGAUUUGGGCUUCAAGUUGUUAUUAGGAAUCAUAUGUGCUUUAAUUAUUGCCUUAGCUGAAAUUUACUUUUUGGCCAAAAAGUUAUCUGAAGACUUUGAACCAUUAGAAUUAGAGACAGCUGUCAAAAUCCAUCAAGAUUAA
This is a messenger RNA of Cinara cedri, 2122 nucleotides long. Lineage: Eukaryota; Metazoa; Arthropoda; Insecta; Hemiptera; Aphididae. The record is from the annotation of a GenBank genome assembly.